Spinacia oleracea (spinach) is the source of this 2811-nucleotide messenger RNA. RefSeq lists its product as uncharacterized. Lineage: Eukaryota; Viridiplantae; Streptophyta; Magnoliopsida; Caryophyllales; Amaranthaceae. Bases 1 to 2811 code for a protein of 936 amino acids. The record is from RefSeq and is a predicted model, not a curated record. The transcript has 4 exons. Gene Ontology annotation, biological process: DNA integration. Gene Ontology annotation, molecular function: nucleic acid binding; RNA-DNA hybrid ribonuclease activity.
AUGGAGGAGAAAGUCAAGAAAGAGACCUUUACCAUUGCCACGGCUCACAUGGAAACUACGCGGCCUGAGCCGGUUGGUGGACAUUAUGAAAUCAUCCUUGAUGAAGUACGUCCAGAUAGGACGGUGCCAGUAGGGGUCUCUCCUGAGGACCAGCUUGGGGCACAUUUAGUCACUCUCCUGAGGGAAUUCCAGGACAUUUUUGCUUUUGCUGUGGAGGAGAUGCCAGGCAUUGAUCCAAGCAUAGCCGUCCACAAGCUCAAUGUAGAUGAGUCCUUAAAACUUGUUCAUCAAAAGAAGAGAAAUCAUGGGGAAGCAAGAAACAAAGUCGCAGCUGAAGAAGUACAGAAGUUGUUGGAGGCUGGGUUCAUUCGGCCAAGUCAAUAUCCAGAUUGGGUGGCAAAUGUAGUGUUGGUGCCGAAGCCCAACAAAUCCUGGAGAAUGUGUGUAGACUAUACAGAUUUAAACAAGGCUUGCCCAAAAGACAGCUUCCCUCUACCCAAGAUAGACCGGUUGGUAGAUUCAACGGCUGGCCAUGCUUUGAUGUCUUUCAUGGACGCAUACUCGGGCUUUCACCAAAUUCCUUUGUGGCCAGAUGAUCAGGAAAAAACGUCAUUUGUUACUGAGCAAGGCCUAUACUGUUACAAAGUGAUGUCGUUCGGUUUAAAGAAUGCGCCAGCCACAUUUCAACGUCUAGUCAACACUGUCUUCUCUUGUCAGUUAGGACGAAACAUCGAAGCUUACAUUGAUGAUAUGAUAGUAAAAAGCAAGCAACGUGAAGAACACUUGGCUGACUUAAGAGAAACUUUUGAGACGCUCCGAAAAUAUCAGAUGAGGUUGAAUCCAAAGAAGUGUGUUUUUGGGGUAACGGCAGGAAAGUUCUUGGGAUUCCUUAUUGAUGAAAGAGGAAUCGAGGCCAACCCUGAUAUAGUACAGGCAGUAAUAGAUAUGACGUCACCAAAAUCAGUCAAGGAAGUCCAACGCCUGACGGGAUGUCUAGCGGCCCUGGGGCGGUUCUUAUCAAGGGCAGGUGACAAGUGUCAUUACUUCUUCGGCACAAUCAAGAAGAAGAGCAAAUUUGAAUGGACUGAGUCGGCAGAAACUGCCUUCGUCCGAUUAAAAGAACACCUCCACACCUUACCUCGGCUUGGAUGGAGUGCAACUCCCCGUCUAUUUCGUGAGCCAUGUCAGGACGCUGAAUUAAGAUAUUCUCCAAUUGAGAAGUUUGCACUUGCGCUGUUUAUGGCCAGCAAGAAGCUGCGCCCUUACUUUCUGGCACACAAACUAGUGGUAUAUACAGACCAACCUUUGAAACAACCCCUUACUAAGCUAGACGUUGCUGGACGAAUGCUGAAAUUGGCAAUCGAGCUGAAUGCAUUUGAUAUCUCAUAUGAGCCUCGAAAAGCUAUCAAGGGACAAGCAUUUGCCGAUUUCAUUGCAGAAAUGACGAGGCCAACUUUUGAAAAGAAUGUAGCGACUCGCUGGACAGUCUAUGUAGAUGGCUCGUCAACCCAGAACGGGUGUGGAGCCGGCAUAAUAUGUCAAUCUCCUGAAGGAGACAAGUAUGAGUAUGCCAUGAGAUUCAAUUUCCAAACAUCCAACAAUGAGGCAGAAUAUGAAGCUUUAUUAGCCGGCAUAAAAAUGUGCAAAGCUGCUGGAGCUCAAGAAAUACUUGCCUUCUCUGACUCACAGCUCAUUGUGAGUCAAGUGAAUGGGGACUAUGAGGCAAGAGACCCUAACAUGAUCAAAUAUAUGCAAGUUGUGCAUCAAGAAAUAGAACAUCUAAAGAGCUUUGAAGCUAAGCAGAUUCCCAGAACGGAGAACAAUCAGGCCGAUGCCCUGUCAAAACUAGCUAGCUCGGCUUCCUGUGAUACCCCGCGUCACGUGUUUUGGAAAUUGAAAGAUAAGCGAAGUAUUGAGCAGGAAUUGUGCGCUCCUAUGGUAGCUAUUCUUGAUCGUUCGUCAACCUGGAUGGACCCUAUCAUUGCUUACAAAUUGGACGUUUUGUACAAGAAGUCAUUUUCUAGACCCCUCCUGCGGCGUGUCAAUCCUGAGAAAGGGAAAGAAAUUCUAGAUGAUUUGCACCAGGGAUUAUGUAGCUCCCACAUUGGAGGACGUGCCUUGGCAGAGAAAGCCUUGCGAACUGGAUAUUACUGGCCCACGCUGAGAGAAGACGUCCUGGCUAUGGUGCAAAAAUGUGACAAGUGCCAGCGGUUUGCUCAUCUCAUCCACAGGCCGGCCCACCCUCUCACUCCUAUCAUGAGUCCCAUUCCGUUUGCCAAGUGGGGAAUGGACCUGUUAGGGCCAUAUACAGCGGCCCCUGGAGGCCGGCGCUAUGUGAUAGUAGCUGUUGAUUACUUCACCAAGUGGGUUGAAGCAGAGGCUCUCAAAAACAUAAAGACAACCAAUGUCCAAGUCGAAGCGUUUAACAAGAUUAUCUCCGAAGGGAUCAAGAAGAAACUAGAUGAAGCCAAGGGUCUAUGGGCCGAUGAGCUGCCAAACGUCUUAUGGUCCAUCCGCACCACGGCUAAAAACUUAACCGGCGAAACCCCAUUCCUGCUAGCCUAUGGUGCUGAGGCCGUGUUGCCCAUAGAAAUGUGUGAACCUACACUAAGAGUCAUGUUAUAUGACGAGAAUGCCAACUGGGAAAUGAUGAAGUUGGCCCUGGAAUUUUUACCUGAAGUAAGAGGAAAUGCAGCAUUGAGGCAACAACUGUACAAGAUAAGGAUGGCGAGGCAGUACAACAAGAAAGUAUCUAAAAGAGUGCUCAAGGUAGGAGACUUUGUCCUCCGAAAGAUGGAAUCUGUGGGAUGA